CGCUGCCACAAAUGUGGAUCCAGAAGGGUUAACAGGAAGCACAAAGAGGACUGUCGAUUGGUGUUUUGGGAAAAGCAUCAGUGGGAGUAGCAGAAAGGAUUUUGCAUCUGUUUUUGUUGUUGAGCAACAUCAGACAACAUUCUCAAAAGGAGAUAACAAAGAGGUAAGAACUUAAUAGGACUAAUAUACACUGUUGAUGUAAACAGAAUUAAUGAGACUAAGUGUGGUCAGUUUGAGGUGUCCAAGUGGAACCUACAGCCACAGAGAAAUGGAAGGGACACAAAUGAAGAAAGAGGACGAUGACAAGAAGGAGAAGACAGAAGAGGAGGUGGUGCACCUUCGGAGAGAGAUUGGCCUGCUGUCUGCGGUGUCCUUCAUCAUUGGCACAGUGGUGGGCAGUGGGAUCUUCAUUGCACCCAAGGGAGUCCUGAUGAACAGUGGCAGCGUGGGGCUGUCUCUGCUGGUGUGGGCGCUGUGUGGGGUCCUCUCCAUGUUUGGGGCCCUGUGCUAUGCUGAACUGGGCACCAGUUUUAAAAAAUCAGGGGGCCACUACACUUAUCUACUGGAGACACUGGGGCCACUGCCUGCCUUUUUACGACUCUGGGUUGAGUUCUUAUUCAUCAGGCCAGCUGUAGCUUCCUAUGUCUCUCUGGCUUUUGGCCGCUAUGUGGUGGAGCCGUUCUAUGCACCUUGUGCUGCUCCCAUGGUGCUAAUCAAGCUUGUCAGCAUCCUCGGAGUGACAUUUGUCGUGGCAGUCAACUGCUGGAGUGUGACCUUGGCCUCUCGCACUCAGGUCACCUUGACUUUCAUUAAGAUGUUUGCUCUGGUCCUCAUUAUCGUCCCUGGUAUCAUUGCGCUGGCCAAAGGAAAAACUGAGAAUUUCCAGAAUGGAUUUGAGAUUGACUCAUUAACACUGGAUAGACUGCCACUGGCCUUCUAUAAUGGCCUAUAUGCCUACGGUGGAUGGUUUUAUCUGAACUUUGUCACAGAAGAGGUCAUAAACCCAAAUAGAACCAUCCCACUGGCAAUAAUCCUCUCCAUGGUGACUGUGACGAUCUUUUAUGUGCUUGUUAAUGUGGCCUACUAUACCAUGAUGACUCCCGUUGAGCUGCUGCUUUCUGAUGCUGUGGCUGUGACGUUUGCGAACCGUGCUCUCCAGGGAUUGGCAUCUGUGAUUCCCAUUCUUGUGGCCCUAUCCUGCCUUGGAGCACUUAACGGUGGCUUCUUUGGGUCACCGAGGAUGCUGUUCGUGGGAGCCAGGGAGGGCCACUGGCCCCCUAUCUUUUCCAUGAUUCACAUCCGCAGAAAUACACCUUUGCCCGCUGUGCUGUUACUGUAUCCCUUGGUGGUGUUGAUGUUAAUUACUGGAGAGAUCUAUCAGCUCAUCAACUUUGCAUCCUUUGCUCGCUGGUUUUUCAUCGCCUUGGCAACCUUGGGGAUGCUCAUCCAUCGAUAUCGCUUUCCCCUUCACCCAAGACCUUUCAAGGUGCCCCUGGCCAUCGCAGUCACCUUCACAGUAGUUUGCUUCUUCAUCGUGGGUCUGUCUCUGUACUCGGACCCCUGGAACACAGGACAAAGCUGUGCUCUCACACUGACUGGGGUCCCAGUGUACUAUGUGACUGUAUACCGCUUUCGCUUGCCCCAUAGAUGGAGACGAAUCUUCAACUACUGUAGCAAACAGCUGCAGAUCCUUCUUGAAGUGGCUCAACAGGAGGUCCAGACAUACUGAAGACCCCAAAGACCGCUUUCUUCUGACAGACUUCCUGGAUACCACUUUAACUAUUCCUAGAACCUUUUAUUGUUUACAGUAUAAACCAGUGUGUUUUAAGUGUCCAUUUUGAUACUAGGAAAUUUCGAGAAAUUGGAAAAAGGUAGUGUAAGAUUUUACUUACAAAAUAGGAUAUUAAGACUGAAUUAAGGUGAAUUGUCAGACACGCUGUGCCAGUUUUUAACAGCCAUUGCCACUGGAACAUGAGGUACAUUUCUUAUCAUUAUCAUUUUUAUUUUUACAAAUUUCUGUAAGAACCAAUAAAUUAAUUUUUUUUUUUAUCAGAGACAAUCUAUAAAUGGCUUCAACCUUUAUUCAAAUAUAAAUAAAAAUAGGCAACCUUGCCAUGUAGUUUUUUCAGAUACAAUACACUUUAGGUUGUCUAUUUACAUUGAUUAAAUGUGAGCAGAGCAAGGCAAAUCAAAGCAUGCUUAUAGUCAAAAACAUGACCUUAAUGUUUGAGAUGCCAACACAACAGAUUUAUUGUUGUCAGAAAUACCAACUUUAGAACACACCAAGGCACAUGCUUUGAAAAACAUUUGCUACAACCCCUUUUCACACUUGCCUGCCAUUCUGUACCAAAUGUAAAGAACUCACUGCAAUGCACAGCCUAUUACAAACAUGAAGAAAUGAUUAAAGCCAUACAUUAUUUUGUGGCUUUUUUCAAAAAUGGGUAUACAUGUCCCAUUCUAUCCUCAAACUAUGGUGAUAACAUGAGGAGUCACUGCAUGGAAAAUGUACCUCUCUGCAGGUACAAAGAGCCCCCUAAGCUGAUACUGGCACACAGAUGAACAAUUACUGUAAGGAUUUAUAAAGUCAAAAGGUGAAGACAGUUCUACCAUUAAUGUACAUCGACAAUUCUACUGCGGUUAGUGCUAUUUUUAUUACUUGCCAUUGUUUAUUGCUAAACAAUCCUGCAUCACAAUCUAAAAGUCGAUUCCAGGAGGCCGCCUGAAUAAAAUGGCACUGGGUUAUCAGGCAAUAUAUCGUCUUUCCAUUUACAUAUGUAAAAGCUAAAUUAUAUAUUAAAAUGUGCAAAUCAACAUACAUAUUUCUCUUCUCCAGCGAUUCCUUCAAGAGUACAGACAGUUAUGACAUGUAGAAUAAAU
This is a messenger RNA of Micropterus dolomieu (smallmouth bass), 2877 nucleotides long. RefSeq names its product cystine/glutamate transporter. Gene Ontology annotation, biological process: amino acid transmembrane transport. The transcript is spliced from 12 exons. The record is from RefSeq and is a predicted model, not a curated record. Gene Ontology annotation, cellular component: membrane. Bases 212 to 1729 code for a protein of 505 amino acids. Gene Ontology annotation, molecular function: L-amino acid transmembrane transporter activity. NCBI's taxonomy places the organism in Eukaryota, Metazoa, Chordata, Actinopteri, Centrarchiformes, Centrarchidae.